This is a messenger RNA of Aspergillus fijiensis CBS 313.89, 990 nucleotides long. RefSeq lists its product as uncharacterized. The coding region runs from base 1 to 990 and encodes 329 amino acids. The transcript has 4 exons. The record is from RefSeq and is a predicted model, not a curated record. Gene Ontology annotation, molecular function: oxidoreductase activity; flavin adenine dinucleotide binding. Lineage: Eukaryota; Fungi; Ascomycota; Eurotiomycetes; Eurotiales; Aspergillaceae.
AUGUUACACCUGAUCUUCUGGUCCGCACUUUGCCUUACAUCGCCUGUGGUGGCAGGUAGAUGCAAAAACACCCCUGUUGAUGUGACAUGGCCCUCUGACACGGACUGGUCGUCUUUGAAUGCGUCCAUUGGCGGUCGUCUGCUUCGCACAGCUCCCGCUGCUGCCUCCUGCUGGCCUAACAGCCACUUUGAGACUCCAAUCUCAUGCAAUACAGUUCAGUCACAGUGGACCAACGCGCUCUGGCUUGCAAGCCAGCCAGACUCCACUGACUGUCCUAUCUAUGCGAACAAUUCUUGCUGUACAACUGGGGGGCUGCCGACAUAUAUUGUCAACGCCACGACGGAGACUCAGAUUGCGACGGCAAUGAAGUGGGCUGCCGACCGCAGCAUUCGCAUCGCGCUUCCGGUUCUGAUGGACGCCGGUCCAGCAGGGGCAUGUAUCAUGUCAACUGCCGAGACAGCGGUGCGAUUCGGCUUUCUUGUUGAAGCUACGACCGGCGUGGUCAUCUCGCAAGCCUUCGAGUCUUUCAACUCUACCCCAUCCGCUAUGGAAGCCUUCAUCCGUCCGGUCCUCACCCACAUUGGACAUGAAUCGACUCCAAAUAGCGGUAGCAGUGCAGUGACUAUCACUUUCAGCACUUCCAACGUUGCGAACUACACCUCCUGCAUUUCCGCCAUCUCUGGUACUCUGCUACCGGCGUGGCGCACGGCGUACCUGCAUUUCAUUGCCAACGGAGCGACAGUCGACUCCGUCGCUGCGGGCUCUCCGAAGCGAGCGCUGCAAGACGCCGCGCGAUGGUACGAGGCCAAGGAGCGCAUGAGGCAGCUGUGGGCGCCGGAGUCGCGGGCGUACAUGAACGAGGCUAAUCCAUUCGAUCCCGAGUUCAAGCGUGACUUCUAUGGGGCGAACUAUGACCGGUUGGUGCAGGUCAAGGCCAAUAACGAUCCGAAUGAGAGCUUGUUUGUUCCGGCUGGUAUGGGAAGCGAUUAG